UAAAAAGCCAAAUUUCCGUGCGCUGAACACCCUGCUGUGUGCGCAAGCACACUGCAAGAGUUUACAUACACGUUGCUGCUAACUGGCAGUCAGAUUCAGUCUGGAUAUGGCGUCGCUGCACCGACACGGGAUGAAUUUUUACCUCUCCGUGGGAAUUUGCCAGUCGCGUAUCGGGACGGCACUUUUGGGUUUCUGUCGUUGUUAAUAGGGAUCAUACAUGGCGAUGGAGGACGAGGAUAAUAAUACAGCGGUCGUGGCGACGAACACCCAACCGGGCAUCAAGAAAGGAGGUGAUGUCGGAGAUGACGGGGCUUGCAUAGACAGGCAGCCGGACACGGUAGUACACCAAGCGGGGCUGAAUCAGACUGCAGGUCGCGGCAGCCGCAGUGGUCCGGGAGCUCAUGCUGCGACGGGGAUCCGAGUGCUAAAGCGCAACAUGAAGCGGAAUGGGAGUCGUGGCUGUGUGACAAGAAAGACCAGAUUUGGAUCAAGAGAGCGGGACUGGCUAAAGGGGGACACCCAGCGGGGCUGUGUGUGUCUGUAUGGGGGCACAGUGGACCCACAGCUACCUGCCUCUGGCCCACAGGCCUCCUCCACCCCUCAGACAGACCUGCAGUUGGUGCUCUGCUCCACCAGUACCACAGUGGAGGAGCUGUGUGCUCAAAGGGACGGACAGGGACUCUAUGUUCAGCUGCAUGGGGACCUAGUCAGGAGGCUGGACCCCUCUGAGCGUCCACUCCAGAUGCUGUAUGACUACCUGGCUGCCAUGGGCUACACAGAACCUAUACGAGUGCAGCAAGAAGCAGCCAACUCAGACCUCAGCUGUUUGAUUCGUUUCUACAGUGAGCGUCCAGUGAAUGCAGACCAGCAGGAGCGGACCCUGCUGAAAGGCGUAUUCAGCGUCAGGAAGGGCAAGACGCAGCUGCACAAGUGGGCAGAGCGACAGGUCAUUCUCUGCGGCACCUGUCUAAUCGUGGCCUCUGUCAAAGACAGCCUGACUGGGAAGAUGCACAUCCUGCCCCUGGUGGGGGGAAAGGUGGAGGAGGUGAAGCGGAGGCAGCACUGUCUGAUGUUCAGCUCAGCCGGAUCACAGGCCCAGACAUACUUUGUCAACUUUGACACGCUCGCAGACUACCAGCGAUGGCAUCGGCAGGCCUCAAAAGUGGUGUCUCAGACAGUCAGCCUGGUGGAUCUGUCCUGCUACAGUCUGGAAGCAGUGCCUGAAUAUCUAUUUUACAGUCAGGAUGUCACCCACCUCAACCUGAGACACAACUUCAUGAGUCUUCAGGGGCCCGGAGGCCUGCUCAACCUCCCCAGGUUUUCUCAGCUGAAGAGCCUGAACCUGUCUCACAACCGUCUGGGUGUGUUCCCUGAAUGUAUGUGUGAGAUCCUCACCCUGACUGAACUCAACCUCUCCUGUAAUAAUCUCCACACCGUCCCUGUGCAGAUAGGCAACCUUCAAAGCCUGCAGACACUGUUUUUGGAUGGGAACCAUCUCAGCUCCCUGCCUGAAGAGCUGGGUGGCCUUUCCCAGCUCAACAGCCUGGGGCUCUCCUUCAACAACUUCUCUCACAUCCCUGCUGUGCUGGAGAGGUUGAGUGCAGUGGACAAGCUGGCCAUGGCUGGGAACAGAGUGGAGAGUCUGGAGUUGUGUACUUUGGCCAGAAUGAGCCACCUUAAAAACAUCGACCUCCGAUUAAAUGGGCUGCACUGGUUGAAAAGUGUUAGUCUAGAGGCAGUGAGCCAGGUGACCCAGCUGGAUUUACGGGACAAUUACUUGGACUCACUAGACCUGAGCUCUGUGUGCAACCUGGAGACUCUGCAUUGCCAGCGCAACCAGCUGGGGACACUCACACUCAGCGGUUUCACACUGCGCAUGCUUCAUGCCAGCAGCAACCGCCUUACAACAGUCAACAUCUAUCCAGUCCCUAACCAGCUGACACACAUGGACCUAUCACAGAACCUUUUGGAGUACCUUCCGGACUGGGUGUGUGACUGCAGAAAAAUUGAGAUGCUGGACGUCACGCACAACCUCCUGUCUGAGCUUCCUUCCAGACUGCUCAACAGCUUGAGUUUAAGAAAGCUCCUGGCGGGGAACAAUCGUUUGCAGAGAGUGUCUGACCUACUUGACCACAUCCCUCUGGAAGCCCUAGACCUCCAGCACAACAAACUAGCUGAGCUCCCUGAGAGUCUGUUUUACAAGGCCUUAAACCUAAAAUACUUAAAUGUGUCAGCCAAUGCUCUGGAAAGUAUUCCUCCCAGCAGCCCAUCAGAGGAAAGCCUCAGCACACUCCAGGAGCUCUACCUGACGGGGAACAACCUGAAUGAAAACUGUGGUGCAUUAUUAGUUGGACACCAGAACCUGCGGGUCCUUCACAUCGCCUACAACCAGUUGCUCUCCUUCCCUGCCAGUAAGCUGAGUAAGCUGGAACUGCUGGAGGAGCUAAAUCUAAGUGGCAACAAGCUAAAGACCAUCCCCUCCACUGUGUCCAGCUGUAAGAGACUGCACACCCUCAUAGCACACUCCAACCACAUCACUGUCUUCCCAGAGAUCCUCAACCUGCCUGAGAUCAAGCUUGUAGAUCUAAGCUGUAAUGAGCUGACUGAGAUCCAGCUGCCUGACUCGCUGCCUGCCACUCUGCAAGAGCUGGACCUGACAGGCAACAGCAGCCUGAUGUUGGAACACAAAACCCUCAACCUCUUCAGUCACAUCACCACCCUAAAGUUGGACCAGAAAUCUACCACGACAGCAGGAGACUCUCAGAGUGCCUCCCCUCCAUGGAACCACGGUUACUCUGAAAUGAGCGGCCAAAGAAACAAGUUGUGUGUGUCUGUGCUGGCUGUAGACCGGUUUGGAGACGGUGUGGAAGCAUGUUAUGGCAUCUUUGACGGCGACCGCAAUGAGGAAGUGCCUCGGCUGCUGCAGUGCACCAUGGGAGAUGUGCUGUGCGAAGAACUGCAGCACUCCAGUAUUGACAAUGUGUAUAUGUGCAACACCUUCCUCACCUCACACAGGAAACUAGGAAUGGCUGGCCAGAAACUGGGUGCUUCUGCCUUGCUGUGUUAUAUUCACCAUGAGCCUUCAGAUCCAGGAGGCUACUUCAGCCUCACUGUGGCCAAUGUGGGCACCUGCCAGGCAGUGUUGUGCCGGGAUGGCCGACCGAUACCUCUCUCUAAGGUUUACAGCUUGGAGAGCUGCACUGAGGAGAUGGAGAGAGUUAAACUCAGUAAAGCCAUUAUCACAGAGGAUAACAAAGUGAGUGGAGUGACAUGCUGCUCUCGCCUGCUGGGCUGCUCUUAUCUGUCUCCCUGGGUGCUUCCAAAGCCCUGGGUGCACACUAAGCCUCUCUGUUCCCAGGAUGAGUUCUUGAUCCUGGGGAAUCGAGCGCUGUUUGAACGAGUCUCCUACCAGGAGGCCGUAUGCACUGUACAGGCUGUGCGAAAUCCUCGCGCUGCUGCCAAGAAGCUAUGUUCACUUGCUCAGAGUUAUGGUUGCAAAGACAACAUUGAGGCUGCAGUGAUAUCCCUGCAUAUUGCUGAAGACAGCUGUACCUGUGAGCCACCUGUCUCCACCACUGAACCACGGGGUCCCCCUCCCGCCCCUGUGCCUGUGACCGUGACCCCAGGCCCCAGUGACCCAGCCACCCUUUCAUCCAGCAGUGGUAUUGUCUCUGAGUUUAACAGUGAGACAUCAGCCUCAGAGGUGGGCAGUGAGGCGGGGUCCACCGCUUCAGACGAGCACCCAUCCUCUGUCCCUGCAUCCCGCCCAGAGAGACGCUGUAGCCUACACCCUGCUACUACACUGUGUGGGAUUAUGGUGCCAGGCUCAGUUGGGGCAGGAACCCACCCAGGCCUAUUCCAGCGACAGCCCUCCUGUGCUACGUUCUCGAGUAACCACUCUGACAACGGCUUGGACAGUGAUGAUGAAGCUCCGCUUGAGGGAGUAAUCUCCAAUGGCAGCAAGCUAGAAGUGGAGGUAGACAUUCACUGCUGUGCUUUCCAACUACGGUCAGGGGCCCCUGAGAGCCCCAAAGAGUUGGACCUUGAAAAGCGAGGCUCUGACUAUCCCAAUGGCAAAAUGCGCAGACAGAACAGUGUGGUGGUUUCUGCUACAAAUGGCUGCCUGCUGGCUGUAUGUGGGAGAGAGAUUGCAGACCUCAAAAAGUCUCCUUCCACAUGCAGCCUGUUUGGGAAGAAGCUGUCCAAUGGCUCUGUGGUAGCCCCAGAGGACAGUCAUAAUCUCAUUGAGGUGGCCCUGGAGGCUCCUAAGAAGAAAUCUGGAUACUUCACUGCCCCAGCACAGCAGGACCCCGAGGACCAGCUCAUUGUGCCUCCGAGUCUGGAGCAGGAAGUCAGGGAGCAGCUAAGAGGCCAGAGCCUUCUAGUCUCAGCACCCCCCUUACCAUCCAUACCCCCUUCCUUAAAAGACCCAGUGUGGGAUCAUCCCCACCCCCCUGCAUUUGCCUCCAACCUGGUCCCAGGUCCAGGACCGGCCCCCAUCCUACAGCAGGAAGUCUACGAUACGGCCCUCUAG
Messenger RNA from Perca flavescens (yellow perch), 4534 nucleotides. RefSeq names its product PH domain and leucine rich repeat protein phosphatase 2 (gene phlpp2). The coding region runs from base 218 to 4534 and encodes 1438 amino acids. The record is from RefSeq and is a predicted model, not a curated record. The transcript is spliced from 20 exons. Lineage: Eukaryota; Metazoa; Chordata; Actinopteri; Perciformes; Percidae. Gene Ontology annotation, molecular function: protein binding. Gene Ontology annotation, cellular component: cytoplasm.